AGUCGGUGCGCCUCUCGGCCGUGGGCACAAAUCGCGAGUAAAAUGGAAGCGGAAUUUCGCUGCGAGGUUGAGGUCCGUCGUUGAAAACAGGUGAACAUGGGAAGGUCCAAGUUUCCCGGGAAGCCGCCGAAGACGGCCACCAGGAAACGGAUCAAGGUGCUGGGCCAGCCUGAGGCAGCGCAGAACGAUCCGGUAACUGUCGCCGAAAACAUCUACUACGGACUUUCCCUGUUCAACGAAACAUUCGGCGACAACGAGAAGGAACAUCCACCAUUUCACGGAUUUAGCACUAAAGAGGCUAAUCUUUCUGCAUCUUAUAUAAAAACUCAGCAACAUGAUGCAGAGAAGACAAGCGAUAAAUUGCCAUCUGUCACAGUCGAAAAUCUUGCACCACAGUCCAGUACGAAGAAGGAUGUUAUUGAUGUUAAAAAUUCUCCUACAGACAUCGAAAAUAGCACAGAAAAGUUUACCAAUUCAAAUCCAAAACCAGUUAAAGACAUCACCCGGUUACAACCAGUUACAAAUCCAAAUACUAAGCAUUCAAAGAUUCACCGAACAAAAAGUCGUAAGAAUUGCAAGAACAUUAAAUUUUCGAAUUAUUUGAAAAACCCCGUGCUAAAAUCAGUGAACAACAUCUUAGAUCAGCAUCAAAGGACCAGACAAUUACGUAACAGUACUGCAAAAAGAUUGCUUCAAAGGGCGAAAUCUGGAAGUAAUACACGUAAUUUGGUAGUGCAAUCAGGAGAGAAGCCUAGCACAGUGAGAAAAUUUGUUUUACCCGUUCGCAGCGUGCAUUCGUCAAGAGUUAUAAAACCAAAUAAAAGAUUUAUCGAGGAGUUGGAAGAAAUUGCUACUACGGAGUAUAGUGAGAAUGAAAUUGGUGUACACGUAAAAAAGACUAAAUUAAAUCCAGAUAAGCUUAGCAACUUGGAAUCAAAAUUGAAAGGGGAUACUGUUAGUAAGUUGUGUACAAAAUUUAAAGACGCAAGAAGCAAGCCAAAAAGGGUGAUUCAGAGUGUCUCCAAUGCUGAGAUUAUAACUCAAUCAGUAAAAAAUAUAGAGAAAUCAGCGAAUUCUGUACAAAACGCACAAAUAUCAAAACCAGCUCAUAGGGAAGUAAAAAAAUCUCAUACUAUAUCGUGUAAGAAUAAAGUAUCAAACAGCACAUCUGACAAUUCUAAUAGUAAUCAAGAAUGCUCACAAAACUCAAACAGGACGACACAAACUGUGAAAUCAACAAUUUCCAGAAAUCAGAAACAGAUUUCUAUUCCUACAAAAGUUCUUCCCGAUUCCAAUGUUCCACACUUCGAGUCUUCCAGAGUUCAGACGAGAUCAGGAACUCAAAAUGAAAUAGCAAGCGAUUUAAGUAAUAAUCAGGUAAGCUUUAACAGUGGUGCAGGAUUGACAGAAGGUGGCUGUGCAGAAACUGAGAAUCAGCUUGGUAAUAAGACUGCGGUUAAUGCAUUGAACAAUUUUGAGACGGAAAACAAUUUACCUGAAAGCGAAAGCGAGCACAGCAAUCACUCGGAAGGCGAGCCAUCCGAUUUCAGCGGAAUGAAACUCAAUGGUGGAAAAGUUAUAUUAAGAAAAGCAAGAUUAAAGUUGGACAAUAAGUGUCUAGCUGGAACAGAAGGACCAUUUUCAACAACGAGUACCAGUAACACUAUGGGAGGAAGCACUAAUUUAGGAUUAACAGGUACUAUAAAAUGUGGUGUUUGCGGAGCAGUACGAUUUUAUCGAUUCGUGAAACAGGCACGCAAAUUUGGUAUUCACAGUUGCGAAUCUUGCCGAAAGUUUAUAAGCAAAAUGAUCAAACGUCAGGCUUGUGCUAAAUCCUCAAACAAUGUUCUUCCCAUUCUUCAGUGUCAUAAAGGGGACGGUUUGUGUUUAGUCCCACCUGUUGUGAGGAGUCAGCAAUGGAAUCUCAUGAGAUGCGUUUAUAAAGCCAGAUGCCCGGCGUGUUGGUUGAAAAUGUGUUUGAAAUGUUAUAACAUUCCACCUCCUUUGAGAACAGGCUUGAACGCGUUGUUACCACCAUUAAUGAGAGACCCUUUAAGUAUUUCUCUGCCACUUGGUCAAGACGAGGAUGGUCAAGGACAAAAAUUGUGCUCGUCUAAACUUAGUUGGCCCGCGGAAGAUAGCUCGGAAAGAAAUUUAUUUAAGUCUGCUAUGAGUUGGAGAAAUUUUGAAAUGGGACAUAAGACGAGUUAUCAGGGUACUGGAGGUUUUCUCUAUACAAAAAUAGAUAAAUUUGAUUCUUCGAUGAGUAUAUCGCCUAAUAAGAAACGAAGGAAAAAUAACAGGAUUAAAGUAAGAAAGAAAAUUAAAAAUCCAGUGGUCGCUUCUUCGUCUGGCAGCCAACAGUUGCAACCUCUUAGACAGAGACUUGAGUUGAAAGGACCGAGAGUUAAGCAUGUUUGUCGAAGCGCCAGUGUCGCACUUGGACAGCCCAUUGCAACUUUUCCUACUGUAGACGCGAAAGAAGACAACGAACAUGGUAAAAACAUUCCAAAGACAGUGAAAGAAAAUGAGAGAAUAGAAAAGAGAGAUGAUAUAAAAGAAAAGGAAAUACAAAAGCAUAAUGAAGAUAAUAAUUUAAAUCUUAACGUUAACACGACACAACAUUCGAGAAGAGGAAAACCGCAACAGAGUGUGUCAACGUUACAUUUUCCAGUGGUGUCUAAAGCAGUUAUGGAUACUGUAUAUACAGUUUCCAUAGAUUUCUGGGAGCAAUAUGAUCCUUCUGAGGUCGGAACUAAAGGUUUCGCUCUUAUCGGUUCUGAGCUAUUUCAUAUACCUGCUAUUUGCUAUCUGUGCGGAAGCGCUGGUAAAGAGCCGCUGAUCCACUGUCAAUGCUGUUGCGAGCCGUACCAUGCCUUCUGUUUGGAACCCAGUGAAUGGAACGCUUGUGCACAGCCAAACUGGUGUUGUCCCCGGUGUACGAUAUGUCAGUCCUGCCAUCUCAGAUCCGGCCCGAAAUUAUCCUGCAUUCGUUGUCGUCAGUCGUUUCACCACUCAUGUUUGUCAAAGUCCGGUGUUAGCUCCAGAUUGUACAGUCCCGAUCGACCUUAUGUUUGUCAGAGCUGUAUUAAAUGUAAAAGCUGUGGUAGCGAGGGCGUCAACGUUCACGUUGGUAACUUACCUCUCUGCUCUAUGUGCUUUAAGUUAAGACAACAAGGAAACUAUUGUCCUUUGUGUCAGAGAUGUUACAACGAGAACGAUUUUGACACAAAGAUGAUGGAAUGUAGCGAAUGUUCCUGCUGGGUACAUGCCCGUUGUGAAGGCCUUUCCGAUGAGCGUUACCAGAUACUUAGUUACCUGCCCGAUUCGAUCGAAUUCACAUGUAGCCAAUGCUCUUCCAAUUCGACUUCCUCUAUCUGGAGGAAUGCCAUAGAAGCGGAACUGAAGGCGGGUUUCAUCGGAGUGAUAAAAUCUCUGAGUAAAAACCGCAAGAUUUGCACGGCUCUUAAGUGGAGUCCCAGAAAGGAGUGCCUUUGCAGGCCCGUUUUGAGUGUGAGAAAACUUGAGUUUCCUGAAGAAGACAAAAAUGAAACGAACUGUACGAAAGAAAAUGAAUAAUCGGAAGAGUGUAAUGGUGACAAGUCCAUAGAUAUCGACUCGAGUUCGGGUGCCAAUUACAGGGAUGGUAUGAAUAAGCCUGAUUUAGAAGAACAUUCAAUAGAUGGUCCCAUUAGAAAAGGUCUGCGACGACUACGACAGAAAUUCCAUCUAAAAGAAUGCUCGGUUAGGGUGAAAAACUGCGUUCCGAAGGACUCUCAAGAUAACGAGAGAAAAGACUUGACAAAUCAAGAUUCGUUAGUUUCUUCAACCGAUGUCACGGAAUGCCACUGUUCCGAGCAGCAAAUCAUCGCAAGACCCUCGCCCACUUUAAUGUCUGUGAAACGUAAGGUAAACAGUAACGAGUACAAAUCGUUAUUACAAUUUCAUUGUGAUAUGAUGCACGUAAUCAACCGUGUCGGUUCAAAAGAUAUGAUAGAAACGUAUCACGAUAUUCUACAAGAGGUUUUCCCAUGGUUUACUCCGAAGAAUUUUAAGAGCAACGAUAACAACGAUGAUACGUUAACGCCUACUAAAGACGUUGGCGAAGACAUUGCUCUGACAACAAAGUUUGACGAUCCUAUUCUGGAGGCGUGGAAGGAGGAAGUGAUGAAAGCACCGAAAGCAAUCGCAGCAAAAACGGCGAAUCUGUAUAAUAUUCAUGUCGAGGACAGCAGAUCGUGUUGUUUAUGCAAAGGUUUGGGCGAUGGGCACGAGACAAAAGAGGGAAGAUUAUUGUAUUGUGGGCAGAAUGAAUGGGUACACGCGAAUUGCGCGCUAUGGUCAAACGAAGUGUUUGAGGAAAUCGAUGGCUCACUGCAGAAUGUUCAUAGUGCCAUUUCGAGGGGUCGUUUGAUUCGCUGCUCCGAGUGCGGUAAGAAGGGCGCGAGCAUCGGAUGUUGCGCGAAGAAUUGCAGCAAUACUUUUCAUUUUCCAUGCGCAAGGAAUGUUGGACUCGCUUUCAACGACGACAAAACUGUAUUUUGCAUCUCACAUUCGAAUACGAGUCACGUCUAUAAGUCUUUGCAGAACGAGAACGAGUUUAGUUUGAAACGACCGGUGUAUGUGGAGUUGGAUCGUAAGAAAAAGAAAUUUGCCGAACCCAACAAAGUUAAGUUAAUGAUAGGCUCUUUGAUGGUCGACUGUUUGGGCACUGUCAUUCCGGAAUUCUCUGAUACGGCUGAGAAGAUAAUACCAUGCGAUUACAAAUGUUCUAGACUUUACUGGUCCACAGUGAAUCCUUACAAGAUCGUGAGAUAUUACAUUAGAACUUAUGUGCAGGUACAUAUGCCAGACGUCUCGUCCGACAUGGAGAAUAACAUCACCAUCGAUCAUAGCAAGGAGCAGGAAAAAGAUGAAGUACCGACAGACUAUUUGGCCGUCAAACAAACUCUAGAUACGCUCAUCGAUUUCGUGUGCAACAAAGAAGUUGAUGAGAAUUUAGCGGAGCAGAACAAUACAGAUCUUUUACCGCCGGAAUUGAAGGAGGCUAUAUUUGAGGAUUUGCCACACGACCUGUUAGACGGAAUUUCCAUGCAAGACAUUUUUCCAAAGAUGUCGUACGAGGAUUUUUUAGCCAUGGAUUUAAAGAAUGAUGGUUCUUUCAGCACGGAUUUAUUCAAGGAUGAUAUGUUGUCAUCAGAAGUCGAAGAGACGAUAAAACCGUCGGAAAAUAAGAUCUCCAAAAUAGAUUCGUCUCUGUUGGAAUUAGGAGCGCACAAUGAUCUCUGGGUACGGUUGGAAGCAAAGACUGCGAUGCAAGACCUCAUGGACGACUUAUUUAACUCAAAAAGCCAGAAACGCGGCGGUAGAGAAUUGAAACGAUCCAAAUCAGAGGUGAUGUCGAACAAUCCGCUGAUCGUCGGUGGUCAGAGGCAUCAUCAGCGUUCCUGUAGCCUCACAUGGAGCUGCAAGCUAGACAACACUUACGGUUCUAACAUAAAAAGACGGAAGUUGCCCCGUAAUCCAUCCAGUACCAAGUCCAGCGAAACCGGUCUUAUUGUUCUUGAUGCGCAAAACGAACGUACGUCGAUGUUUCAUGAAUUGAGAAUCCCGGAGAGUAUUAUGGUCACCGUGGGAAGAGGAAACACGCCUAACAUACUAUCCGAUUCCGUGCGCGAGUUGAAGUACUGUAUUGAGGACUCUGCUGGAUUAAAUCGUCGCGUAUUGCCAGCCAGGGACGACGUAAAAGAGCACAAAAGGCUACUCUGGCAUCCGCGACAACAGCAACCGCGAAUAGUACAGGUCGAUGGGUCGGUUGACGCUAAUAGUGCCAGCGAGUGCAGUUCACCAGAAUACAAUGCCGAGGAGAAAAAUGCGAAUCUUCAAACGUCCGAAUCAUUAUCGAUCCCGCAAUUAGACGGCAUUAACGACGAGCACUCGUCUGACGCGAGCGAGUCAAGCUCGGAAAUGGAAUUUGGCUUAUACGCGCGGCCUUCAAAUCUUUUACAUUCAAAGCGUAUCUUUGGUUUCAUCAGAUCACAUGUGUCAAGUAAUUGUGAUAAAAAAACGAAGAGGGGCAACUUCAUAACCGCACCAACCGUUAGGUGUAUCUCGCACAAAACGGAAGUCUUGUUCAAGGAGAAGAAUCUCAAAAUAAAUGUGCAGAUCCCACAGGUCGAUGGUGCAGGCGAUAUCUCAAGCGACGACGAGUGCGUCUCGUCGCAACACAUGAUGACGCAUGAAAGGUUACUUCAUACCUCAUACGAAUCGUCGCCGUUCGAGGAUAUCGAUGUCACUUGCAAGAGAUGUGGCCUCACAUAUCGCAACGAGGAGAGUUACAAUCGUCAUCUGGACAACUGCGAUACUAUGAUCACCAGUGAUAGCGACUCGGAGACCAUGGACAACAAGCUGGCGUCGCCAGAGUCGGGGUUCUCGCCAAACAUGGGUCCGGUGUCAUCGCAAUUCAUCACGCUUUCACCGUCCGAGGGCCACACUCUAACGACCGAUUACUCGGAUAUUCAAGCGACGUCACCCAUCGAGGCAUCCGUGGCAUCGCCUCAUUCGAGUAUCCAGAUUGAACCGAUUGCCCAAGCGAUCAUCACGCCACAAAUUCAUGCGACACACGCCACCGUCGAAACCGUACACCAGACAGUAUUAACGUCCAAUGACGUGAUCGUACAGACUCAAUACACCCGUAGAACCACCACUCUGCCGAACCCAGCAGUAUUACCUCCUCAGGAAAGCACAGUGCAGAUAACGGAGAUCACAGAUCCACCGUCCAUCUCCAGCGACUCUAACGUUACGGCGCAUGGUAUCGUGAAUACACCGAUGAGUUCGCCGGACAGCACGAGCUCGCAGACCGUCCCAAGUCCGGAAAUGUCGCCCAGUUUCUCGUCCAUGGGCGUACAAACCGCGCACGAAUCUAUGCAGACGAACGCACAGAUCACCCGAACCUCUUCCAAGAAGAAUUUACGGGUAGCUAAGCCUAAAACCAAGAACAUCAAGCCGCAGCAGCAUGUUUUGAAGAACGUAAUGCAGUCGCCGCAAAAUGUUGCGCACAAUGUCAAAUUUCAACCGACAGCGAUGUCAAACGGUCCACCGGUAAUCCAGCUACAUCAGACCACCCCGAGACCGCCCACAGUGAUCCUUCAGCAAGUGGCGUCACCAGGAAUUGUGUCCGCUUAUGUGGAAGCACUGCAGCAGCAAUCCGGUCAAAAUUUACAAUACAUCACGACAAUUGGUGACGGGCAACACGAGACCGGUUUCAAGCCGCAGCUGAUCGCCGCAAAUUCCUUGGUGCCAGGCACCUAUAUACAGGCACCGUCCACCGACAAUCUGCUGCUACAAAACGGUGGUAUAUCGAUAUUACCGAGCGUGCAGAUUGCGCAGACACAGCCUACUGUACUAGGUACCAUUAUACAGCAACAACCCAAUGCAAUCCAAUGUGGCGUUAUAUCAUCGGAGCAACUGCUAUUAAGCUCUACGCCUACUCUGGAAAUGUUUACCGAUCCAACCGGCGGUAUGUUCGUAUCGAAUCAACCGAUGUACUAUGGUCUGGAGACAAUCGUUAGCAAUACCGUGAUGUCAUCUAGCCAAUUCAUGGCGGGUACAGUGCCACAAGUAUUGGCCAGUAGUUACCAAACAACAACACAGGUGUUUCAAGCGUCUAAGCUGAUGGAGCCUAUCGUGGAUGUACAAGCUAUGCCAGGUGUACCUACUGUAACAACGAUGCAGAAUGUAUCGAGCAUGCCGAACAUAUCUGGUAUGCCCAACAUAACUGGCGUACCUAACAUAGCGAGUAUGCAGAAUGUGAGUGGCAUGUCUAACAUGUCCGGAGUGCCUUACGUAGUGGUGAACCAAUCGGCGCCGCCGCUACCACCAGCAGCAGCUCCGGUACCAUCACCAGCACCAACAUUGGCGUCGGCACCGAUGCCAGCAUCAGCAUCAAUACCAGUACCAGUGUCAAUACCGACAUCAGUGUCAAUACCGACACCAGUGUCAAUACCGACACCAAUGUCAAUACCGACACCAGUGUCAAUACCGACACCAGUAUCAAUACCAACACCAGUAUCAAUGCCAGCACCAAUAUCAAUAUCAGCAUCAACGCUAGCAGUGGAACCAAUUGUAACGCCACCACAAAUCAACAUUUCCGCCACAUCUCUGGAACGAGCUUAUGGUGGUAUCGCGUGUAACGUCGUGACACCGGUGCCGUGUCAAAAUGCGACCAUAGAGCAUCCCAUGGCAUCGAUUCAAGUGGCAGAUGUGUGCUCAUCGAACGCGACAUCGAUAAGCGUGAUGGCGCCGACAAAGCUGUCAUCGUCGUCGGUGCCAACGAUACCUCGUGUCGCUGUAAGACCUAGUCCAGUCACGCAUCUGGUUCAAGCGAAUCAUGGAGCCGCUUGGAAGAUCACUGAGCCGUUGUUCGGCGCGGAACAACCGAUGAACAACAGUGUGAGACCAUACUUCGAUUCGAAACACGUAUCGGAGAACACUAGCAUGAUCAAGUCUAGCAUAUCAUCAUCUAAGAUACCACCUCUAUCGAAUCAUUAUGUUACGCAACGGAAUCUAGUUUUAAAUCAUAAGUCAAAUCACGAUGUAAAUAGCGUACAUAAGAGCUAUAAUAGCGGUACCGCGUUGAAUCCGAACUCGGUGAACGCAUGCAUCAACAAUAACAGCCCAAUCGUCAUUUCCAAUUCCAACUCCAUGCAAAACAAAAUUACGAUGCCGACGAAUAACAUGCCGACCAGUAGACCGAUGAACAGGGUGCUGCCAAUGCAGGCGGUGACGCUUAAGCAGGACCCGGCAAAGAAAGACGAUUUGGCGAUUGAAGAGCCGACGAAACCGAUGAUCAAGCCAGCCGAACCGGAAAUUGUAGAGUCAAAGAAGGAAAUCAUUGAGCAGAUCGUGCAAUUAAAAAAACCUGAAACCGCACUCAGCAAUAUCAGUGACAAUAUUAAGCUGAAUACAGAAACUAUAGAGAAGGUAAAGGAGAAUCUCAAACUGGAACUUGAUAAGGAGAAGCUACAAAACACAUCGUUGAAGAUAGUGCUGCAGAAACAGUUACAGGACGGUUCUUACAAAAUCACGCGCAACAUGAAGGCAGUCACCCAGAGCAAAAAGACACCACAAGUAACAUCUGUGGAGAUAUUACCGUCAAAACAGGUGCCUCAGAUUGCGUCAUUACAACUGUUGCCGAUCAAAACGUUUACGCUCAAAGCGAACAAACUCGAGGAUAAGGUGAAGCCUAUGGAAGCGAAAGUGAACAUACUUAAGGCAAAAGCGCCGCCCGUAGCUGUCAAGAAACCCAGAAUAGUGACGAAAUCAAUCAGACCGCUGCGAAACAAUCCGCAGCAGAAUCCGCCGCAAAUGCACAAUUGCUCGAAAGGACCGAUCUUAAUGUAUGAAAUCAAGUCACAAGAUGGCUUUACCCAUAUUGCCUCGUCUAUGACCGAGGUUUGGGAGACGGUGUAUCAGGCGGUACAGAAUGCGCGCAAGGCUCACAACUUGUCUCCUCUGCCUCACAAUCCGUUGUCCGAGGGUCUCGGUUUGGAGAAUAAUGCGGCUAUCUACCUGAUUGAACAAUUGCCGGGUGUCAACAGAUGCAGCAAGUAUAAGCCCAAAUUCCAUACGUUGGAGCCGCCAAAACCCGACGAGAUGGAAAAUGAGUUACCGGCAGCGUGUGUCAACGGGGCGGCACGAGCAGAGCCUUUUAAAGGCAGGAAAGUACACGACAUGUUCAGCUGGUUGGCGUCGCAGCAUAGACCGCAUCCUAAUAUAAUUACAAUAUCGGAAACAGAGUCUAGGCGAGCCGUAAGUACCAAUUUGCCAAUGGCAAUGCGCUUUAGAAUACUUAAGGAAACAUCAAAAGCAUCUGUUGGUGUAUAUUAUUCCCAUAUACAUGGUAGAGGAUUGUUUUGUUUAAGAGAUAUCGAGCCUGGUGAGAUGGUGAUUGAAUACGCCGGUGAAGUUAUUCGAUCUUCUUUGACCGACAAAAGAGAAAAGUAUUAUGACAGCAAGAAUAUAGGCUGUUAUAUGUUUAAAAUCGACGAUCAUCUAGUUGUUGAUGCUACUAUGAAGGGAAAUGCAGCUAGAUUUAUCAAUCAUUCAUGCGAGCCAAAUUGUUACUCGCGAGUGGUGGACAUAUUAGGUAAGAAACACAUACUGAUUUUUGCUCUUCGUCGCAUCAUUCAAGGAGAGGAGUUGACAUAUGACUACAAAUUCCCAUUCGAGGAUAUCAAGAUCCCGUGUACUUGCGGUUCUCGCAAAUGUCGCAAAUACCUCAACUGAGACUGCGUAUAUACAGCUUAUCUUAAGCAGCCGACCGAAGACAAAGAAAUAAAAUAUGUGCUAUAAUUGCGCGCGCGCUUUCGAAUAGGAUUCGUUUUAUUGAAUGUUAUUCAUUUUACUCAUCAUCAAACUAUUUUCAGAGAUUGCAGCUUUUUAUUACUAUAAAAGAACAUAGAUUAUACAUUUUAAAGAUUAGAAGGCCAGACGUAAUACGCGAAGCACAGCGAUUACAAUGAUGUUACUUUAGACAGCUACGUUCCUGUAGUUGAUUUAACGGGGGGUAUAUUUACACAUAUACCUAUAGCAAUAAACCAUUCGAGUAUCUCCUGCUUUUGUAUCCGACAAAGUCGUGCGUUUUACUAACGCGCUUCAGACUUGUGAAAGUGUUAUUUUAUUCACGCCUGUGCUUUCUCGCACGACUUUUAGACUCUAUGUAUUAUCUACUGUUGAGGCUUAAGUGUACAAGUUAUCUUACACUUUACACUAAAUGCGAGAGCUCCUUGUACGAGAGCGCAUAAUUCUUGCAUGAUAUGGAUCUCUCGAUGCUUUGAUCGGAUUUGAAAAUAAACUCUUUCCCUUAGACGAAAUUAUUUUGUAUCAUAAGGAUUAAAAUGGAAAAUGAUGCCGCUAGAGUACUUUGAAAAAUUAGCGGAUUUUCGACAAUGAUUGUAGCUUUUUAAAAGUCACUUAUACAUUUCUUUCAAAUAUCACAAGAUAAAAAUAACGUAAGCAUAGUGUACAAAAGAUCUUGUCAAGCGCGUGAACAUAAAAUGCGCAAUAAUUGUAUAUUUAGAUGAUUUGUAAAUUUUAAAUUUAGUGUACAGUGUAUGACUAACUUCGUGACAUUUCAUGUCUGCUGUAGGGCCAGAUUUCAAAUGUUUUUGUAAAAUAUGUAAUUGUUAGAUUAGAUAUACCGUCUUUGAUGUAAGUACAGCAAAUCAGUUUUAACUUAAGUUAGGAAUGUAGGUAUUAAGGAGAGAGAUAGAGAAUGGCAAGCGAGAACAGUCUCCUAUAGCAGGAUAUUGUUCGAAGGUAUACCUACUUUGGCAGACAUUGAUACGAUUUUGUUUUAUUGUUCACGUGGCAUCAUUGAUUAGAGGAUAUUUGCUUUCCAGAACUAUUUAUUCAAUGUAAAAAUGAAUGGCGCGAGUUUGAUAUUAUUUGUCCUCUCUUUUUCUUUUUGUACAUUUUUUUUAAAUAUCGCGUCUAUAUUUGUGCUUCCACCUUGCCAAGAUCAUAUUCAUCGAGUUUAUUAUCCGAAUUCUAUUGUCUGAAUUAUACGAGACACGACAUUUCGUUUGACGAGUAUUGAAUAGAAGCGUUAACGAUUUUAAUAAUCUUUUUAAAAGAAUUUUUUUUAAUCGAAAAAUCGGUUUGUUCGUCGGUCAAAUCGACGAAGAUUUAUGCAUUGUUUGGGAUGAACGUCUCCGGAUACGUUUCUCCGGCGAACGUUUGUGAUAUUUUCCCAUAAUGGGAAAUAUAUUAGAGAUGCUUUUAUAGGAAUAUAUAUUUUACAUUUUUACGGAUAUAUAUAUACCAUGUAUUCCGUACCAAUACCCUUCUGUGAAGUCCAGUUUUGCCUUACUUUUACAUGUACCUACGCUUUCACCCGGUGAUAGAUUUAGAUAUAUAUAUUUACGCAAAUGAUAUUUUAUAUUCGAAACUAACACAACCGCAACGGCGCAUGGCACUGCGCCCUCCGAUACUACAUCGUAUUUUAGCGCGAUUAAUCAAUUUCUGCCGAGGUGGUAGUCCCUUAAAUUUUGGUGCUCCAUGGACACCGUUAAGUGCACUUUUCAUGAAAAAAUGGCCUAGAGUAAGAGAUAGUAAGGUUGCAGUGCGGAAGUGUUUGAUAAUAAUAAGAAAUGCGUUAUACGAAGAAUAUUGAUCGUGAAUUAUUUAAAGAGAUAAUAUAAAGGGGUGAAAUGGUGGCACACACAUAGGAGCGCAUUAUUUGAGCACACGAAUAAUGUCAGACGUGCUGCGAUUUUAAUCGGCCUGGUUUGGUACAAAGCGCAUAUGCUGAGUUGUAAAAAGUUAUAAAAUCGCGGGAAAACGGAAACCUGUUCUGGUCACGUGAAAUUGCCAUCUUUUAGAUAUUUUGUGAAUCUUUUUUUUUUUUUUUAAUAUUAUAAUUAUCGAUAAUUAAUGACUAUUAUAUUCGAGGAGAUGAAUAUUGUUAAUAUAAUGAUAAUUAAUUUUAAUCUGUACAUGAAAAGUAAUACGACUAGUAAGGAUGGUAACUUACUUGAAAAUAUAACAAUGUUAGAUAUUUUAUUGAUAUUUAUUGAUUAUAAACGAUAUGGUAUUAGGGUUGACGAAAAAGUACUAAUGUAAACUGAACGAUUUAGGACCGGUGCACAUAUAUGGUAGUCACAUUUAUUAACGUGGAUAUAAGGAUCAAAUCCUUUUUUUUUUCCUAACAAACAAGCAAUCGUGUAUCUUUAAUUCGAUUACAAUCUCCUGAUUAUUACGCUAGAAUCGCUAAUCGGACAUCAGAAUUCAUUUGGGUUUUACAAGGUGUAUUCUCUGUAGGCAUACAUACCAUGUAACUCGAUUUUUACAUUGCUCUGUAUUAUGAUUGUAAGCUGUAAGCUAUCCAUCAUUGUCCGAUUUCAUUUCUACAUUCGCGAAUAGAUUUAAAUUUCUCAGUACAGCGUACUGAGAAAUCCCCUUUUCAUUAUUUGUAUCAUCGACUUCUGUAAAGUACCCACGCGAGUACUUCAGCAAAAAGUAUGGGACAGUUUAAACGUAUGCUUGUAGCGGAAGAUUAAAAGCGUAUGUGUGAGAGAGAGAGAGUGUGUGUGAGAGAGAGAGAGAGAGAGAGAGCGAUUUACUUAUCUGCUAAUAAUUCUUACCUGAUGAAUUCGGACGAAUAUCUAUCAGGUGCUUUCUGGAACAUACUCUGUGUCUUUUUAAACUACUCUUUAAACUGCGUAAAAAGGGUGUACGACCCUCCUUAGUAUUACGCAUACAGCCUUCACUAUGAUUAUGAUUAUGAUUAUGAUUAUUAUUAUUAUCGCUAUUAAUUAAUCUAUACACACACAAAAAACGAGAAAGAGAAAGCAUAAUACAUCACUACUCAAGUCACUCGUAUUUGGGCAUAUUAAGCACCGUUUGUUUACUACACCCCAUCAGCACCUUUCAAAAAUAACGCUGCGUGUAAAAAAAAUGACGAACAUCCGAAGAAACGAUACGAUGAAUAAACUGUUGAAGUAGUUUACCAAUAAUUAAAGGAAAAAAAAAUGAUACUAAUGUAUAGAUGUAAUAGGUAGAUUGUUUCUCUCCGACUUUUACGCAUGUUUUACCUCUCGACAGACAGAUUCGCUUCGAAAUCCGAACGGACGUCGCAUUUCAGCGUUGCGUUUAAAAUUGCGAGUGAUUAAGUGAUUUCGCGGAAACGUGACGAGCUCGCGGUGUGUAUUACGGCGUUCUCGCGACGCGACGGUUUCGGCGCAUCGUCACGCUAAUUGCGAUCUUUCACAACCGGAAAUUUGGUCUCAUUGCGCUCUUUAGAUCUUUGCUUUUUUUUUCUUCUUGAGAAAAGGAUAAGCUGAUAAUAUUAAAAUAUUACAAUUUAAGCAAUUAGAAGAGGAAACGGGAGAAAAAUUGAAAUAUAAAACGCUUCUUAAGACGUGUAUAAACUUACUAUUCUAACGUUUAAACAAAGUGUAGAAUUUUGAAAUAUUGUACUUGUUUAAAAGAAAAGUAAGAGGGAAGAUAAAUAACAAUUACUGACAAACUCGACGACGGUAUGAAAGAGAAAAAGAAAAAUUGAAAAAAUUGUCUGUGAUUAUCAGUCAUAAUAAUCUUUAGGUCGACAUAUUUUUUAGAGAAUAUUUUUUAGGAAAUUACAAAAUUUAUGAUAUAUCCCUAUUAUUGAUAUGAUAUUGGAUCAGAUCAUGUGCUAUACGCAUAAUAAUAUUAAAAGUGAAAUUGAAAAAAAAAAAUGAAUGAUGAACUGUAAAAGUUGCAAACUGUUUAAAUAGAGUUACAAAUAGUUGAGAUUCGAUGGCUGUUGUAAAAUAUUCAGUGUUUGGACAAAUAAUUAUUAAAAAACUAUUUAUAACUAAUAUCGAAGUACGAUAAUAUUAUUAUAUCGCAUAUUACAGUAGCGUUUUUAUCCCUUCUUGCGUUUGCAUAUAUGACGGAUAUAGGUUGUAGAGAGAGAGAGAGGGGGGGGAGGGAGGGAGAAAGAGAGAGAGAAUUUCGGUAAAUGAGGCCCGACCAUGGAAACCUGACUCGCGAUUAAAUGAACGAACGAGGAACGAUAUUAUGAAAACGAAGGAAUGGGGGGAUGACGAUAACGGGACGGACAGGGGGCAUUUGCCACACGUUUUUUGCGUGUAAAUUGUCGUUAUCAAUCCAUCUACUUAUCGUAGAAAACUUAUGAAGUUUAAUCGUAAUAUCUACAUUAACCAGAAAAGGUACGCGUACCGCAUAGAAAAAGAAACACAUAGCUGCUUUCAUCACAAGACACGUACUCGUACAUACACACACACAAAACACACAGAUAUGCCCAUGUUUU
This is a messenger RNA of Trachymyrmex septentrionalis, 14815 nucleotides long. It is a transcript of the gene trx, whose product is annotated as histone-lysine N-methyltransferase trithorax. Gene Ontology annotation, biological process: positive regulation of DNA-templated transcription. Gene Ontology annotation, molecular function: DNA-binding transcription factor activity; sequence-specific DNA binding; histone H3K4 methyltransferase activity. The record is from RefSeq and is a predicted model, not a curated record. The transcript has 11 exons. Lineage: Eukaryota; Metazoa; Arthropoda; Insecta; Hymenoptera; Formicidae. Gene Ontology annotation, cellular component: nucleus; histone methyltransferase complex.